This is a messenger RNA of Suricata suricatta (meerkat), 1450 nucleotides long. It is a transcript of the gene ETFA, whose product is annotated as electron transfer flavoprotein subunit alpha. Lineage: Eukaryota; Metazoa; Chordata; Mammalia; Carnivora; Herpestidae. Gene Ontology annotation, cellular component: mitochondrion. The transcript has 12 exons. The record is from RefSeq and is a predicted model, not a curated record. The coding region runs from base 79 to 1080 and encodes 333 amino acids. Gene Ontology annotation, molecular function: flavin adenine dinucleotide binding; electron transfer activity.
GCAGAGGCGGCUCUGCUUGGUUAGGCUCCGGGAGGCGGUGCGACUGACGGCGUUGGGAAGCGGACGGGCAUAGAGACCAUGUUCCGAGCGGCGGCUGCAGGGCCGAUCCGGCGAGCGGCCUCAUUGCUACGAUUUCAGAGUACCCUGGUGAUAGCCGAGCAUGCAAAUGAUACUCUAGCACCCAUUACAUUAAAUACCAUCACUGCAGCCAGACGUCUUGGAGGUGAAGUGUCUUGCUUAGUAGCUGGAACCAAAUGUGACAAGGUUGCACAAGAUCUCUGCAAAGUAGCAGGUGUAGCAAAAGUUCUGAUUGCUCAGCAUGAUGCAUACAAAGGCCUCCUUCCAGAGGAACUGACGCCAUUGAUUUUGGCAACUCAGAAGCAGUUCAAUUACACACACAUCUGUGCGGGAGCAUCUGCCUUUGGAAAGAACCUUUUGCCCAGAAUAGCAGCCAAACUUGAUGUUGCUCCAAUUUCUGACAUCAUUGCAGUCAAGUCACCUGACACAUUUGUGAGAACUAUUUAUGCAGGAAAUGCUUUAUGUACAGUGAAGUGUGAUGAGGAAGUGAAGGUGUUUUCUGUCCGAGGAACAUCUUUUGAAGCUGCAGCAACAAGUGGAGGUAGUGCCAGUUCAGAAAAGGCAUCAGGUACUUCCCCAGUGGGGAUAUCAGAAUGGCUUGACCAGAAAUUAACAAAAAGUGAUCGACCAGAGCUAACUGGUGCCAGAGUAGUGAUAUCUGGUGGUCGGGGUUUGAAGAGUGGAGAGAACUUUAAGUUGUUAUAUGAUUUGGCAGAUCAACUACAUGCUGCAGUUGGUGCUUCUCGUGCUGCUGUUGAUGCUGGCUUUGUUCCCAAUGAUAUGCAAGUUGGACAGACAGGGAAAAUAGUAGCACCAGAGCUUUAUAUUGCUGUAGGAAUAUCUGGAGCCAUCCAACAUUUAGCUGGGAUGAAAGACAGCAAGACAAUUGUGGCUAUCAACAAAGACCCAGAAGCUCCAAUUUUUCAAGUGGCAGAUUAUGGAAUAGUCGCUGAUUUAUUUAAGGUAGUUCCUGAAAUGACUGAGCUGUUGAAGAAAAAAUGAGUUCUCAUAUUUCAAGAAGGAAAAUAUGUAGAAGUAUUCAGUUGAAAUAGAAAUUCAUCAGAAAGUAUGGAGAGCUAAAUUUUGUAAUUUAAGAAAAAAUUCUCACAUAUGCCAGAAUGCUCUUUUAUGAGCCUCUUAUUAUAUUUCUUUUUAAUUAUUUGGGGUUCCAAUUAUUUCUUGAAAUUUUCUAAUUCUGUAAUAAAGUAUAUAAUAAAACAUUUCUGCAGCUUUAAAAUUACUACCAGAAAUUUGUCUACCUUUGUAAAGAAAGAACAUUUAAGAAAAGGUGUAAAAAUUUAUUUUUUUUCGCUUGUCUUGUUCAUGGAGGACUCUGUUUUAUGCAAGAUUAUAAACAUGAAUGUUCCCACCA